AUGGCACCAUCCAAAAGCUCAGUACACUCGAUCAGUACUUUAAAAACCUUGAAUGCUUUGGUGCAAUCUACACAUGGUCCAAUUCAAAAUCAACAUCGAUAUGAACGAGCUGUUUGUCGAUCAUUCCGGCGACUGGAUCCGUUGAAAUCUGAGUCGGUUCCGGUACAGCUCUUCGCGAUUCCAGCAAGCUCCGACAGGUUCCUUGACGACACGUUGAUGGUUUUGAAAUGGAAAGCAAAAGUCCAUAAAGAAAUGGACUCCAUUCGACAAUCAAUGAUGCAAUCUUUAGAUGUUAAGAUUUUCGAGAAUCCUGAAUUACUUACCGUAUUUGAUAACCUGCAACCGGAUGCAGUAAAGAAAUUGAUUGACAGAAAAUAA
Messenger RNA from Adineta ricciae, 378 nucleotides. NCBI's taxonomy places the organism in Eukaryota, Metazoa, Rotifera, Eurotatoria, Adinetida, Adinetidae. The record is from the annotation of a GenBank genome assembly.